AUGGGUCGAGAGGUAAAUCAGAAUUGUUCUUUGAAAUUUUUUCCACCAUCUAUUGAUAGCAAUGGUCUUUUAUAUGCUGAAAUUCCAAGAUCUGAAAUUCUUAUUAAUGUUGAUAAAUGGAAUAAUACGUUGAUUGGUUACGUUCUUGGAGAUAAACCUUUCUAUUCCCAUUUAAAAGGUUGUGUUGGCCGUCUUUGGAAACCAAAAUGCUCACUUGAGAUUUAUUCAAGAGAAAAUGGAUUUUUUUUCUUCAAAUUUGGAUGUCAUGAAGAGUUAAACAGAGUUUUGAAUGGAGGACCUUGGUUGUUUGAUGGAAGGUUGAUUAUCUUAAAAAAAUGGUCUGAAAACAUUGGUUUAGAAAGAGAGCUUCUCACAUCAGUUCCAGUUUGGAUUAGAUUACCAUCUCUACACCUAAAACUUUGGUCAAAUAAUAUUAUUAGUCGUAUUGCAAGCCUGGUGGGUAAUCCUCUUUAUAUAGAUAAAGCAACGGCAACAGGUGAAAGGUUAGCCUAUGCUAGAUGUUUUGUGGAAAUCUCCUCUAGAGCAAAACUACCAAAUUCCAUAAGAAUGGAUUUAGGUAAUGGAGAAUGGUUGGAAACUGAUGUGGAGUAUGAAUGGAUACCUCCUAAAUGUAACAAAUGUCAAAAUUUUGGUCAUAUGGAAUAUCAAUGCCCGGUGGUUAUAGUUGAGAAGUGGAUUCCUAAAUCAACAUUAAAUGUUGCUGAGAUGGAAGAAUCAAUGCUUGUUGACAAUUCUUUAGUCAAUGACAAUGAACAUUUAUUACAAGGCAAAACUGGCCUAACAAACGAAGCUGCUGUUAUUAAUAAGGGCAAGAUAAAUGUAGAAGCUAUUAAUUCAGAAGGAAUUACUCAUGUUGAUGAUACUAUUAAUGCUGAUCAGUUAGUUACUGAGGUUUUCUUGGAUCCUGUUGUUGAAGAUCAGGCUAAAAGUGAUGAAAUAAAUGCUCAGGAGGAAACUAUUCAAUUUAAGUCUGUUCACAUUGGCAAAACAGAUACCACGGAUACAUUACUGUUACAGAUAUCAGAGCCUUUGCAGAAUGUUGAUACUAAUACAUACAGCACUGUUUCUAUAAAUGAAUCAAUCAAUUCUAUCACAGCAGGUACUUCAGAAGGGAUCUCAAGCGACUCUGAACAAACUACUGAUAUUAUUCCUAUUACAGAGAGUACAUCUGAUCAAGACAAAUAUAAUACAGGUUUCAUUGAGCAAUCUAGUAAUGGUCAAGGUAUACAUUUUCCUAUUGCUACUGAUAACCCUGAAUGGUUAGCUGUAAAAGAAAAGCUUCUUAUGAAGAAGAAGAACCAAGCCAAAGUGAAUAAAGAUUCUUCAGGUCCAAAGAGGGUUACAAGGGCCUCGACAGCUAAUAUUUUAUGA
Asparagus officinalis (garden asparagus) is the source of this 1392-nucleotide messenger RNA. RefSeq lists its product as uncharacterized. The record is from RefSeq and is a predicted model, not a curated record. The coding region runs from base 1 to 1392 and encodes 463 amino acids. Lineage: Eukaryota; Viridiplantae; Streptophyta; Magnoliopsida; Asparagales; Asparagaceae. The transcript has a single exon.